Purpureocillium takamizusanense is the source of this 1745-nucleotide messenger RNA. RefSeq lists its product as uncharacterized. The transcript is spliced from 3 exons. Gene Ontology annotation, molecular function: protein binding. Lineage: Eukaryota; Fungi; Ascomycota; Sordariomycetes; Hypocreales; Ophiocordycipitaceae. The record is from RefSeq and is a predicted model, not a curated record. Bases 230 to 1153 code for a protein of 307 amino acids.
GCAUGGAUUGUGUGGCUGACUAACGCCACGAAAGGUGAGGUCAUUCAACCAUUCGGCCGCGUUGAAAUGCCCGUUCGUGAUAGGCUCACGCACUCACCCCCCAUCUCGCUCGCGGGCGAGCCUCGUUGAGUGACACUGCGCGCUCACCUUCCAUCUAAUGAAUGACAUUCCAUCGCAAGAGCAACGGUAAAACAAGUUCCAUUGUCGUCGGGGCAGAAGCUAUCGCGACAUGGCCUCGCCCUCGCUCGUCGAUGAGCUGCCAACCGAGAUACUGGCCGCUGCGCUAUCAUGGCUCUCAUCCCGGCAGCUGGUGCUCGCUGCAUCCACCAGUCGGCGCUUCCACUCCGUGGCUGCGCGUGUCCUGUACCGCCGCCUGAUAGACGUGGCCUCUAUGCCGGAGCAUAAGCUGAUCCUCGAGUGCUACCACCCCAGCGCAAAGAUAUCCACGCCAUAUCUCGCGUGUCGCUACCUCGGGACCAAGGUUGCCGGGGCGGACGCCAUAGACGAUGCCUCACCGAGGCUUCAAGAUCUGCCUAGGAUGUACUCGUCCUUCCGACCCGUGCUGACCGAGGAGAAUCGCCACCGCAGGCUUCGGCCAGAUUGGCCGCAGCAGUCGCUGGCCAUGCCAGGCGGCCAACGAGACGGCGAGGAUGACUGUGCGACGCAAGAGGUCUAUCUUGAUGAAGGAGAGCUGUUCUCGCAGCUGUGCACCGUUACCAACGUCGUCAAGGAGACCGCGCGCCCGGGGUUCUACGUCAGCCACGUCAACACCUGCGACGGUGUGAUUCGCAUCUGGAGAGGUUGGCUGGAUCAGUUGGCCGCUUCCAGCACCUACCGGCCGACAGACGACGACUCACAGCGCUUUGCGGCAUCGUCUUCCGGUGCGUCCGGCAUAGACACAGAUCAAUUCCUCUGGGUCGAUCCGGCAAAGAGCGUUGGGCUGCGCUUCAGCAACAAGGUUAAGCCAUCGGAGAGAAUGCCACUCAUCUCCGGCCCGGACGACGAUGAGGCAGUCUCAUACUCACUCGUUUACGAAGAGCUCGUGGUACGCACCACCAUGCUACUGUUUGCUGUCGAGGCCUCGGCGGUACAAGAAGUAUCCCGAUCAAGCAAAGCAGUCGUCAUUGCCCAGUACGCCCCCCCGGCACAGUGAUGCCAACAAGCUAAGUAAUACAUUGGCCAAGGAUUGCGCCUUCGCGCACAGACUCUGCGAUUGCGAGAUUGUAACACGACGAGACGAAGACAGAGACGAGAUCGUUUCGUGUCAGGUCGAGCAAUUUGUUGCACCAGCAACUGAGGCCUCCCGGGCGCACACGGUCGUUCGUGGCAAACUUGGUCUUGUCAUGCGAUUGUCGUACGGCCAAGGAACGGCUUCCUUGUUUCUUCAAACACAAUCACGCCGCUUCAUGAAAAAACGAUAGAUUAUGGACGUAGAGCCUAGCCAAAAUUUGCCGCCUGAACUGUGGCGGUUACAAAAGCGUGGCGUGGCCGAACACUGGCUAUUCCCUGCUCCACGACGAGGACGCCUACGGUCAGCUGUUAGAGCUGGGCGGCGAAGGCGCUCGGUGCUUCUACCACGCAGAGGAGUCCAGGACAUGCAUGGAAUAGAUGCGUAGCGAAUACCAGUUUUAGGACCCUUCUUCGCACACACACACGUCCAUGGUGGGAACGUUUCACGUCGGAUCGGCGACGGAUGCGCAUGACGCCGUACGGGGAGAGCUGCUUGGCAAGCUACUAAGGCGGCA